AUGCCCACCCCACCUAAGACCGUCGACAAGAAGAUCCCUUCUCCCAAGGCCAAGAAGGUCUCCACCCCAUCCACCUCCUCCACCUCCUCUAAUACUGGCAACGCGAAUCAUGACCGUACAAGCUGCUCGAGCAGUCACAACAGGAUUGGCGGUACCCUGCCACCACCCCCUCCUCCUCCUCCUCCAGUGGCUUUCAGGAGCAUUUCCGCCCCGCCUUCAGCUCCAGAGCCUCCAGUAGUCCCAUCCAACGGUCCUCUCGGAUCCUUCUUAGUCGAAUUGCUGAUCUUUAAUGGCUCACCGUUUAAGGAUCACUGGUCGUUCUUUAUUCGCUCCCACACAAGUUCUGACAUAGGCGUUGUGAUUCACGCGACGGGCGACGUAAGAAAUGGUUUCGAGUUCCAGCUCAAGCGUAGCCAUGACCUCAAUACUACCGGAAACGUUCCUACGAGAAGGGUCAAGCUGCAAUGGGUUCAGGGUGAAUACUUCAAGGAGGUGGAGAUGCUCAAUUUUGGAGUGCAUAAAAUCGAUACUGUGCCUGUCUGCCCUUUCGAGGCCAGCGCACAUAAGGAGAAGGCUCCUGGAAAAACUUUGAAUGCCGUUGAGGACACGGCUCAACGUGGCAAUAAGAUUACCCAGAAGGACUGUCAGUCAUGGCUUGUGGCGGCCGCCGACCACAUAGUGGAGGACGGCAUUUUUGAUCCUGAGGUUGGUGUCUACCUCCACGCUAUCAAACAGUAA
Sclerotinia borealis F-4128 is the source of this 738-nucleotide messenger RNA. The record is from the annotation of a GenBank genome assembly. Lineage: Eukaryota; Fungi; Ascomycota; Leotiomycetes; Helotiales; Sclerotiniaceae.